Molecule: messenger RNA, 3795 nt
Organism: Triplophysa dalaica
Lineage: Eukaryota; Metazoa; Chordata; Actinopteri; Cypriniformes; Nemacheilidae
Gene: rbm15b
Product: RNA binding motif protein 15B
Exons: 1
Coding region: 207-2630 (807 amino acids)
Biological process (GO): regulation of alternative mRNA splicing, via spliceosome
Cellular component (GO): nucleus
Molecular function (GO): mRNA binding
Source: RefSeq, a predicted model, not a curated record
CCAAGAUGGCGGAGUAGAUGCAGCUGCGGCGACGCUAAUGUUUGUUGCUUUAUUUUUAACCGUAUAAUCAAAUAUCCCGCCGGUAGUUUUUUUUCGUGCACGCGUUGGAUUAAACUCCCCUCACGAAUGUGCACCGUUUCCAGGAGCCGUGAGAAUUCACAUCGGUGCUGAUUUUGUAUUUUUGCCAGGGGGAGCAUCACUGUAAAAUGAAGCGGCAGGCCGAACGCGACGCGAGUCCGUCCAGGGCGCUCGCCAAACGCGUCCGCGAACGGGACCGAGAGCGCGAGGCGAACCCGCCGCUCGCGCUACUCCUCGCCGAGAGCCGAAGUUACCACAAACGGAGCCGCAGCCGAGAGCGGGAAAAACCGCGGGCGCGAGAAGAGCGCGACAGCCUCCAUCACCGCGAACUUGGACUACUGGGUCGAGCCCCGCUCCGUACCGCAUCGGUUUUGCCGAAAGUUAAGACCGCGUCUGCCGACAUUGUGGGCCCGCGACUUGAAUACAAGACACUACUUAUAAGCAACCUCGGCUCACAGCUUUCUGACGAGCACAUAGAGGACGGACUGUUUCACGAGUUUAAAAAGUUCGGCGACGUGAGCGUCAAGCUUUCUCACACGCCUGAACUGGGUCGCAUCGCCUACGUAAACUUCCGGCAUACGGAAAACGCGCGGGAAGCGCGGCACGCUAAAACGAGGUUGGUGCUUUACGAUCGCCCCCUCAAAGUUGAACCCAUGUACAUGCGGCGUCGAAGUGUCACACCUCCUGACGUAAGUUACGUGUCCGUGCACGGUGCUGCGUAUGCGUACAGACAGCGGUCUCUUUCUCCAGGUGCUGGAGGUAGUACGAGGGAUGUGAGAGCAAGGCAUUACGUAGAUGGUAUUGGACUCAGUCGGGAAAAAGUUUUGGACUAUUAUAGCGCCUUGGAUGAAAGGAGUCGUGCGUAUGCAUAUCAGCUACCCGAGGACGACUUAAAACCAGAGGACGAUCAGAGAGCCACACGGAAUUUAUUCAUUGGCAACUUGGAUCAUAACAUUUCCGAGGUGGAACUACGACAGGGGUUCGAAAAGUAUGGGAUUAUCGAAGAAGUGGUCAUCAAGCGGCCGGCGCGCGGACAGGGGGGUGCUUAUGCUUUUCUCAAAUUUCAGAACUUGGAUAUGGCUCAUCGAGCAAAAGUGGCCAUGCAGGGACGUAUGAUUAAUGGAAACCCGAUUAAGAUCGGAUACGGCAAAGCCAAUCCGACGACCCGGCUGUGGGUGGGCGGGCUCGGCCCGAACACAUCGCUGGCCGCUUUAGCCCGCGAGUUUGACCGCUUUGGGAGUAUUCGCACCAUAGACUACGUCAAAGGAGAUAAUUUUGCCUACAUUCAUUAUGAGAGCCUGGACGCGGCCCAGGCCGCCUGCACGCAAAUGCGAGGCUUCCCGCUGGGUGGUCCGAACCGCAGGCUCCGUGUAGAUUUUGCCAAAGCGGAGGAGACCCGUGCGUACCCUCAACAGUACCAGCCUCCUCUGCUCCCCCCUCCACAUUUCGACGUCCUGCCCGAAGUCUACGGACGGCACCGCAGUCUAGAAAGAGAACUUAGGGCAAGAGCACGUUCACCCUCCCAUCCCUUGUUUGUGGAACGGGAAAAAGACCGCCUGUCGGACCGAGAGUGGAGUCCGCCAAAAGGGGCGGAGCGGAGGGCAAACCCGGAUGCGUUUGGCCGAGCGAGGCCGCGCAGUCGUAGCCGCAGCCGGGAACGCUGGAUUAAAGAGCGAGAACUGGAACGUGCACAGGGGAAAACCUUGGAGGAGCGUCGCAAACGGAAGAGCCCCAGCCCCAUCGAGCGUGCCACAGAGGAGCGUGGAAGGUCAAAGGUACGCGGACGAGCUCCCUCCACCCCGGAGGACAGCCCGGACCGGGGCCGUGGGCGACUCCCAGACUCUACUUCCGAACCCCUCGAUCACACUCCUGACAUAAGCAGACACUCCGGUGACGAACGCUCCGCACAAGACGAGUCCUCGCACUCGAGGAAGGACGCCGAACGCAACCAUCGCAAAAGCGAAAGCGACCCCGACUCUCAAACGGAAAAAUCCAAAACGGACUCCAAAAAGCCCAGCACGCUCUCGGAAUACGCUCAGACUCUUAGUCGCGUGUGGCGCGGUUCUCUUGUUCUCAAAAACAGCUGCUUUCCCACAAACAUGCACAUGCUGGAAGGCGGUGCCAGUUUUCUUCAUUCCCUCAUGAGGGACAAUCAAGCGGGCGGAUCCAAGAUCACCCAGCUCAAAAUUGCUCAGCGGCUGAGGUUGGAUCAGCCAAAACUGGACGAGGUGACGCGGCGCAUCAAACUGGGCGGCCCGAAUGGGUACGCCGUGCUCCUUGCUGUCCAGGGACCCGUGGACCGCGAAGCCCCGGCUCCAGAACCGAGCCUUCAGCAGCGCCUUCUCCGAAACCUGGUGACUUACCUCAGGAACAAGCAGGCGGCCGGGGUCAUCGGUUUGCCUCUUGGUGGCCCCAAAGAGAAGGAGAUGGGGGGCAUGUUGUACGCUUUUCCGCCGUGCGAUUUCUCACAGCAAUAUCUCCAGACUGCGCUGAAAACUCUUGGAAAACUUGAGGAGGAGCAUCUGGUCAUUGUGGUGGUUAGAGACUCUUAACACUUCCAUUUCAAUACGUUAGAUAACACUUUAUUCCCACAACCAUCCAGACGUUAUGCCUUUUGAUUUUAGUGUUUUUAACUCCAUGGCAUUCACUCCAUUUACUUUUGAAAGGUUUUUAAUAUGGAAAAACUCCCCAACAUGCAUCAACAAACAUACCAGCGUGAUUUACUGUCGUUUUGACCAAACAUUGUUCGUAAGGGUCAUUGUCUUCUUAAAAAAUGUGUUUAUAAUGUGGCAUGCAACGCAAAUUGACAGAAUUAUUUGGGAUUAUUUGCAAUUUGAUGUAAUGGGUGUAAGAACAGGCGGCGUUUAUGAAAUACAAGCAUAACAAAUGUGCAUUUAAUCCACAAAUUGUGACGAUUUUAAAUUCGUUUCAUAAAUGAAAUCAUUGACCUGCAUUCAAGUAGAAUAAUAUGUUCGUCGCUUUUUAACACAUUUAACAAUUCUUGUCUCCCACAUUACAUAACUUUGUCCAUUUACACUAACUGGAUAAAAGUGUGUUUUUUCCGCUGUCAGCGAUAUACAGUACUCCAGAAGGCAUAUGGCAUCUACCUCUUAAAUCACGUUACGCAUCAGGUUUCUUCAACAAAAUGAACUUCACUGUUUUUGAGCCCACUGCAAUGCCAUUGUGUUUUAAAUAUGCCCCUGGAAUACUAACAGAGGUCAUGUGACUAUACGUGUACUGUACCAAUCCGAAUACACUAAAGUCUGUAACCAUUACGAACACUAUUGCUUGUGUAACUGUUUGUUUGUAUGCAGGAAUGUUUUUUAUGCAUUGUCCAUGUUUCGACUGCCCUCCUUUGUAUGACUUCUUGCCAAGUCAUUUUAACCCGGUAAAUUAAGCCAACGCUGGUUUUAACAGGUGCUUUUGUAACAGCUAUAAAAUGUCCAGCCAUUUCAGUUUCCUGAUGAUUGUCAAGCUCGAAUCAAGUGUUAUUUUGAGAUUUUAGUUAUUGGUGUUUGAAAGCCUGUCUGCCAACACUACAACCUUUGCACUGAACACAGUCAUUUUUUUGUUUUUAUUGCCUUCUGUUGUUAUAUCCCCUCUUUUAUCACUCCUUUUUGUAACACCUUUUUUCUAGGAAAUUCUUGUUUUCCUGUCUGUAUGCAAACCAUGUAUAACACAAAACUGUAAGUAAACAUGUUCUUGUUUUAAAUCUCA